GUUGUCAGCGGUAUCCAGGGAGCCCUCCUCUUCCUCCUCCUUCUCCGGCUGCCUCUCUACCAUCGCAGUUGCUGGUCGUUGCUAAGGUGGCCUCCAUGGUAACAUGCACAUCCUGUUUACACCACCAUCUGGGCAAGUCGGUCUAAGCUAGGAACCUACCUACCCUGGACAAGCACUUCCAUCACUACCUGGGGACACCAAUCACCGUGACACGUGGUCCAGCUUCCACUCAGUUCCCCCAUCCUCUUCCUCCUCUCGCUGCCAAGCUUCAUACACAAAAAAGGAUCUGGGCUAGAGGCUGCUCCUCCAAAGCCUAUUGCACAGGAUCUAGUCCAUCUAUUUCCCAAUUGGGCUCCCAGAGAAGCAAGAAGUAAGAAGAAGUGAGGCAAAAAGGCAGGUGUCCCUGAUCAGUCGAAGGGAAACUCCACAUUUUCUCUGGUCAAGGGGCUUGGUAACAGCAGACAAAAUGACGAACCCAACAGAACAUGCCUUGCCGGCCAACUCGAUGGUCGAGAGCCAUGAAGGGGACUUUGGCUGCUCAGUAAUGGACCUGAGGAAGCUCAUGGAGCUGCGUUCCUCUGAUGGAAUCAACCAGAUCAAUGUCCACUAUGGAGGUGUAAUGAAUCUCUGCAGUAGACUGAAAACCGACCCUGUGGAAGGUCUGUCUGGGAACCCUGCGGACCUGGAGAAACGUAAGCAAGUGUUUGGACAGAACUUCAUCCCCCCCAAAAAGCCCAAGACCUUCUUAGAACUAGUGUGGGAAGCCCUUCAAGAUGUCACACUCAUCAUCCUGGAGAUCGCAGCCAUCAUCUCCCUCGUGCUGUCCUUCUACCGCCCCCCUGGGGAAGAAAAUAAACAGUGUGGUCUACCUGUAAGUAGCCCAGAAGACGAAGGAGAGGCGGAAGCCGGCUGGAUUGAGGGGGCAGCCAUCCUAUUCUCCGUGAUCAUCGUGGUGCUGGUGACUGCCUUCAACGAUUGGAGCAAGGAGAAGCAAUUCCGGGGGCUGCAGAACCGCAUUGAAAAGGAACAGAAGUUCUCCGUGAUCCGAAAUGGCCACAUCAUCCAGCUGCCCGUGGCUGAGAUCGUGGUGGGUGACAUCGCCCAAAUCAAAUACGGUGACCUGCUGCCUGCAGAUGGGAUCCUGAUCCAGGGGAAUGAUCUCAAGAUUGACGAGAGCUCUCUGACUGGGGAAUCAGACCAUGUCAAGAAGUCCCUGGAAAGAGACCCAAUGCUGCUCUCAGGGACCCAUGUCAUGGAAGGUUCUGGCCGGAUGGUAGUAACUGCCGUGGGUAUCAACUCCCAGACUGGAAUCAUCUUUACCCUUUUGGGAGCCAGUGAGGGAGAAGAGGAGGAGAAGAAGAAAAAAGGUAAAAAACAAGGAGUCCCUGAAAAUCGCAACAAAGCAAAGACUCAGGAUGGAGUGGCCCUGGAAAUCCAGCCACUCAACAGCCAGGAGGGGAUCGACAAUGAGGAAAAGGAGAAAAAGGCAGCCAAGCUGCCCAAAAAGGAGAAGUCGGUGCUGCAGGGCAAGCUGACGCGCUUGGCUGUUCAGAUCGGGAAAGCCGGCCUCAUCAUGUCUGCCAUCACGGUUCUCAUCCUGAUCCUGUACUUUGUGAUCGACAACUUCGUGAUCCGCCGCAGACCGUGGCUAUCAGAGUGCACUCCCAUCUACAUCCAGUACUUUGUCAAGUUCUUCAUCAUCGGCAUCACCGUACUGGUGGUGGCCGUGCCAGAGGGGCUGCCACUGGCCGUCACCAUCUCGCUGGCCUACUCUGUGAAGAAAAUGAUGAAAGACAAUAACUUGGUGCGUCACCUGGAUGCUUGUGAGACAAUGGGCAACGCCACGGCCAUCUGCUCUGAUAAGACCGGCACACUGACCAUGAACCGCAUGACUGUGGUACAGGCUUACAUUGGAGACACUCAUUACCAUCAGAUCCCAAGCCCCGACACCCUCAUGCCCAAGGUCCUGGACCUUAUUGUCAAUGGCAUUUCCAUCAACAGUGCCUAUACCUCCAAGAUUCUGCCUCCGGAGAAGGAGGGAGGCCUCCCGCGGCAGGUGGGCAACAAGACCGAGUGUGCCCUUCUGGGCUUUGUCACUGACCUGAAGCAGGAUUACCACGCCGUGCGCAACGAGGUGCCCGAGGAGAAGCUCUACAAGGUGUACACCUUCAACUCUGUGCGCAAGUCCAUGAGCACGGUCAUUGAGAAGCCCAGCGGGGGCUACCGCAUGUACAGCAAGGGCGCCUCUGAGAUCAUCUUGCGCAAGUGUAACCGAAUCCUGGACAAGAAAGGGGAAGUGAUGCCUUUCAAGAAUAAGGACCGAGACGAGAUGGUCCGCACUGUCAUCGAGCCCAUGGCCUCCGAGGGCCUCCGAACCAUCUGCAUAGCUUACCGGGAUUUCAACGACGGAGAGCCCACAUGGGACAAUGAGAACGAAAUCCUCACUGAACUCACGUGUAUCGCAGUGGUGGGCAUUGAGGACCCUGUGCGCCCGGAGGUACCCGAAGCUAUUGCCAAAUGCAAGCGAGCUGGGAUUACUGUCAGAAUGGUGACAGGUGACAACAUCAACACAGCCCGGGCCAUCGCCACCAAAUGUGGUAUUGUGACACCUGGGGAUGACUUCUUGUGCUUAGAAGGCAAAGAAUUCAACCGACUUAUCCGCAAUGAGAAGGGAGAGGUGGAGCAAGAGAAGCUGGACAAGAUCUGGCCGAAGCUUCGAGUCCUGGCGCGAUCAUCCCCCACGGACAAACACACAUUGGUAAAAGGCAUCAUCGACAGCACUGUUGGGGAGCAGCGGCAGGUGGUGGCUGUCACCGGUGAUGGCACAAAUGAUGGGCCGGCUCUGAAGAAAGCAGACGUUGGUUUUGCCAUGGGUAUUGCAGGCACGGAUGUAGCAAAGGAGGCAUCAGACAUCAUCCUAACAGAUGACAACUUCACCAGCAUUGUGAAGGCAGUGAUGUGGGGGCGAAACGUCUAUGACAGCAUCUCUAAGUUUCUGCAGUUCCAACUCACUGUCAACGUGGUAGCCGUGAUCGUGGCCUUCACCGGAGCCUGUAUCACCCAGGAUUCCCCACUGAAAGCCGUGCAGAUGUUGUGGGUUAACCUAAUCAUGGACACUUUUGCCUCACUGGCCCUGGCCACGGAGCCUCCUACAGAGUCUCUGUUGAAGCGUCGCCCCUAUGGCCGAAAUAAGCCUCUGAUCUCACGUACUAUGAUGAAGAACAUCUUGGGCCACGCUGUCUAUCAGCUCACCGUCAUCUUCUUCCUCGUCUUUGCCGGUGAGAAAUUCUUUGACAUUGAUAGCGGGAGGAAAGCGCCUCUACACUCGCCCCCCAGCCAGCACUACACCAUUAUUUUCAACACCUUUGUGCUGAUGCAGCUCUUCAACGAGAUCAAUUCCCGCAAGAUCCAUGGAGAGAGGAACGUCUUUGCAGGCAUCUUCCGCAACCUCAUCUUCUGCGCCGUGGUCCUGGGCACCUUCAUCAGCCAGAUUCUCAUUGUGGAAUUUGGGGGUAAACCCUUCAGUUGUACGAAGCUCACCCUGUCUCAGUGGUUUUGGUGUCUCUUCAUCGGCAUCGGAGAACUGCUGUGGGGCCAGAUCAUCUCCACGAUACCUACCCAAUCCCUGAAGUUCCUGAAGGAGGCUGGGCACGGCACCACCAAAGAGGAGAUCACCAAGGACGCAGAGGGGCUGGACGAGAUUGACCACGCAGAGAUGGAGCUGCGCCGAGGCCAGAUCCUCUGGUUCCGGGGCCUGAACCGUAUCCAGACUCAGAUCGACGUAAUUAACACAUUCCAGACGGGAGCCUCUUUUAAGGGAGUCCUAAAGCGACAGACCAUGGGGCAGCACCUUGAUGUUAAACAUGUUCCUAGCUCAUCCUAUGUAACAGUUGCGCCAGUCACAUCUCCCCCCACCACUUCUGUUCCUGCUGCUGUCUCAUCUCCUACUCUGGGCAAUCAAAGUGGUCAAAGCAUUCCAUAGUUCCCUCCACGAAAGCAUUCAGAAACCCAAGAACCAAAACUCCAUCCACAACUUCAUGACCCACCCUGAAUUCGCCAUAGAUGAGGAGGUGCCACGAACACCACUCCUGGAUGAGCAUGAGGAGGAAAAUCUUGACACUCCUAAGGCUGGGACUGGGGUGCUCCUGUUGGAUGGUGAGGUCACGCCAUACGCCAACAAAAACAACAAUGCGGUGGACUGCAGCCAAGUGCAAAUUGUUGCCUCCCGUUCAGAGAGCCCUCUGCACAGCCUGGAGACAUCUGUUUGAACUUCAUUCUCUGACUCCCAUCCCGCUUUCCCCAUGUCCUUUUUCAUCUGUCCCAUCAGUAAGGUGACGAUGGGACUUUUCACUGUCAUGUCAGCUGCUCCCAAGUACGUGUGAACCCCCACCUGACCAUGAAGAGGCAAGAGCACAGACCUACGAGGAUGUCGACUUAAACUUGAGCUGGGGUUUGUAGCAGGACCCAGUCAAACCCCAGGCAGGUAAUGAAUGGUAGGAUCUACUCCUCGGGUGUAUCAGUUGUCAUUUUUAAAGAAAUGAUGACAAUCCUCUUGGCAUCUACCCCAACCCAGACUCUCCUCAGUGUACAUACGUGUGUCACCAUCUCCUGACCUCUGAAUUUUACCCUAUGAGUCUGUGCCAUUUAUAAGCUAAGUCGAGGGUUCCAAGAGACGAAUGUCCCCAAAUGCAAUGUGUUGAGGUAGGAAUGGAAUGUAUAGAAUCAGCCUAUAGAGUGAUUGUUUUUAAAAUGACUUCCCCAUUUUCAAAACUUACACCUAAAGCCCUCUAGCUCUUUCUGCCCUUCUAGUCAAACCUCCCUAAGGUUCUUUUGGUCUUUUGUGACCGCUGUCUCCCUUACCUUCACUCUUU
Odobenus rosmarus divergens (Pacific walrus) is the source of this 4871-nucleotide messenger RNA. It is a transcript of the gene ATP2B4, whose product is annotated as ATPase, Ca++ transporting, plasma membrane 4. The record is from RefSeq and is a predicted model, not a curated record. The transcript is spliced from 21 exons. Gene Ontology annotation, molecular function: P-type calcium transporter activity; PDZ domain binding; ATP hydrolysis activity. NCBI's taxonomy places the organism in Eukaryota, Metazoa, Chordata, Mammalia, Carnivora, Odobenidae. Gene Ontology annotation, biological process: regulation of cytosolic calcium ion concentration; calcium ion transmembrane transport. Bases 467 to 3982 code for a protein of 1171 amino acids. Gene Ontology annotation, cellular component: intracellular membrane-bounded organelle; membrane.